AUGACUGAAGAAAAUAUUGAUGUAACCAAAGUGUGGACUGUUCUCGACACGCUUUCCGAUCAACAAGAAGCCAUCGACAAGGAAGUCUCUGCCUAUAACACAAAGAAACUACAGCCUUAUUACGCUGCCAGACGAAGCAAGCUGCUAGAGAUUCCUGACUUUUGGUCGUAUGCUGUGCGGGGAUCUGCGGAGCUUUUGGACCAGUACAGCACCGCUGAGGAUAUCAGUCUUUUAAUGUCGCUCAAAGACCUUUACGUGGAGUACGGAAAUGAGAAGCCUGAUGAUUUUACGAUUGAGUUCGUGUUCCAUCCAAACAAGUACCUAGAUGACGAGAGCUUGACGCUUCGCAAAGCCUUCACGUACCGCACCAAGAAGACCACCAAAACGUCUUCCAAGGAUGAUGACGAUGAGGAUGACGAGGAUAAUAAGGAUGAUGAAGGAGAAGAAAAAGAGCCUUGGUACUUGCAGCUGCUUGAGAAGGCAAGCGAUCGUGCGCUCCAAAAGGACAACAAGGUACAUGUCUCCGAACCUGUUACCAUUAAGUGGAAGAAGGGUCAGAACCUGACCAAGUUGACCGGAACUGGCAUUAACUCGUUGUUUGGCUGGUUCGGUUAUGUGGGCGAAGGUCCCGGCGACUUUCCCUCGGGUGAAGAUCUCACCCGCAUCAUUGUGGAACAGUUAUUCCCCUUUGCUACAGAGUACUAUCUGGAAGGUGUCAAGGACCAAGCCCAGGUCGAGGCUGAGUAUGAUCUUGACGAAGAUGAGGAGGAGGAUAUUGGCGACGACGACGCAGAUGAGAUUAAAAACAAGAAAAAGCACUCAGAGAGUGAAGACGAGGAAGAUGAACCUUCUAAGAAGAAAAUCAAGACCAAGUAA
Molecule: messenger RNA, 876 nt
Organism: Magnusiomyces paraingens
Lineage: Eukaryota; Fungi; Ascomycota; Dipodascomycetes; Dipodascales; Dipodascaceae
Exons: 3
Coding region: 1-876 (291 amino acids)
Biological process (GO): nucleosome assembly
Cellular component (GO): nucleus; chromatin
Molecular function (GO): chromatin binding; histone binding
Source: RefSeq, a predicted model, not a curated record